This is a messenger RNA of Schistocerca cancellata (South American locust), 1221 nucleotides long. RefSeq names its product calcium-binding protein P-like. The transcript has 3 exons. NCBI's taxonomy places the organism in Eukaryota, Metazoa, Arthropoda, Insecta, Orthoptera, Acrididae. The record is from RefSeq and is a predicted model, not a curated record. Bases 1 to 1221 code for a protein of 406 amino acids.
AUGCGAGCUCCAGGUUUCCCCGGCGAGAACGCGCCAUGCGAAGGUCCCGGUUUCCCCGGCGAGUACGCGCCACGCGAAGGCCCAGGUUUCCCCGGCGAGUACGCGCCAUGCGAAGGUCCAGGUUUCUCCAGCGAGUACACGCCAAGCGAAGCUCCAGGUUUCCCCGGCGAGUACACGCCAUGCGAAGCUUCAGGUUUCCACAGUGAGUACACACCUUGCAAAGUUCCAGCUUUCCCCAGCGAGUACGCACCAUGCAAAGCUCCAGGUUUCCCUGACGAGUACAUGCCAUGCGAAGCUCCAGUUUUCCCCGGCGAGUACGCACCAUGUGAAGCUCCAGGCUUCCCCGGCGAGUACACGCCAUGCGAAGCUCCAGGUUUCCCCAGCGAGUACGCACCAUGCGAUGGUCCUGGUUUCCCCGGCGAGUACGCGCCAUGCAAAGGUCCAGGUUUCCCCGGCGAGUACACGCCAUGUGAAGCUCCAGGUUUCCCUAACGAGUAUGCGCCAUGCGAAGCUCCAGGUUUCCCUGGCGAGUACACACCAUGCAAAGCUCCAGGUUUCCCCAUAUGCGCCAAGCUGGGGGAACAUGGAGCUUUGCAUGGAGCAUACCUGCUGGGUAAACCUGGAGCUUUGCAUGGCAUGUACCCACCGGGUAAACCUGGAGCUUUGCAUGUUGCAUACAUGCCGGGUAAACCUGGAGCUUCGCAUGACACGUACCCGCCAGGGAAACCUGGAGCUUUGCAUGGCGCGGACCCACUGGGUAAACCUGGAGCUUUGCAUGGCACGUACCCAUCAGGUAAACCUGGAGCUUUGCAUGGCAUAUACCUGCCAGGGAAACUAGGACCUCCGCCAGACCCAUACCUGGCACUUCAACCUGGACCUCCACUGGGCCAGUACGCGCCGCUGCAAGCUGGACCUCCACUGGUCCAGUACUCGCCGCUGCAAGCUGGGACCUUCACUAUACCAGUACGCUCCGCCACAAGCUGGACCUCUGUAAGGCCCAGACUGGUCACAGCAUUCCAGCAUAGGUGUGGCAUCACAAGCAACUCCUCCAAGGAACAAACGCUGCUGGAGAAGCUGUCGGGGCUUCUCGGCCACAGACAGCUGCUGUGUGACAUCCAGAGCGCGCACUGUCAGCGGCGAGAGUGCGCGCCUCCCCUGUACCGCCGGCUGCAGGCCCCCGUCUGCGUGGCCGGGCUCCAUCUCGACCCGGCCGCCAGCUAA